AGUGCAGGUUUGGAGGGGUCGCGGUGGCGGAGACAGGGGCACCUCUUUGCGCGUCGCUGAGACCGAGCUGAGAUUGGGGUAGGCGCCGCUUCGGAAAGGUGUGGGGGUGCUGUGGCUGUCUCAAUGGCUGGGGGCCGCCGCUGACUGCGCGGGUCCUCUCGGGGGUGGCCGCAGAAGGGAAGAAGGUGCCAAGAGUUGGCGAUGAGCGGCUGAGGCGCUGCCGGGCGGUGCCAAGCAGGGAGCUCCGUGUCUCUCCAUCCUGCCCUGCGGCGCGGGCAAGCAGAGCUCCCGGCGCCCUCGCUCCCUUUCCCGCAGCAGCCAGUGCGGCCAUGUCGGAGCGGCCGCUGGGCCCGCCAGUAGUCCUUUGCCAGGACUCGCCCAAGCGUGUCCUGGUGUCGGUGAUCAAGACUACUCCAAUCAAGCCGUCCCCGCGGCGGGGUGGCGAGGAGCCAGCAUCUGCCCCGCCCGUCCCCACUAGCCCCGGCUUCAGCGACUUCAUGGUAUACCCAUGGCGCUGGGGCGAGAACGCGCACAACGUCACUCUCAGCCCCGGCGGGCCCGCCGCCGCUCCCGUCCCCUCAUCCGUCCAGCAGCCCCGCGGCGCGGUGGCGGGGGAUCCCACCCAGGACGACGAGGAGUCCGGUAGUCCGAACAGCAGUGGACGGCGCCGGCACCUGAAGGACGGCUUACGGCGUGGCCGGCCAAGAGCAGACACAGUCCGUGAGCUGAUAAAUGAAGGAGAGCACUCCUCUAGCAGGAUCCGUUGUAACAUCUGCAACAGGGUGUUUCCAAGAGAGAAGUCGCUGCAGGCACACAAACGCACUCACACUGGUGAAAGACCUUAUUUGUGUGACUACCCAGAUUGCGGGAAAGCUUUUGUUCAGAGUGGGCAGCUGAAAACUCACCAGCGUCUCCACACAGGGGAGAAGCCUUUUGUCUGCUCAGAGAAUGGCUGUUUGAGCCGAUUCACACAUGCAAACCGCCACUGCCCCAAACAUCCAUAUGCCCGACUAAAGAGGGAAGAGCUCACUGACAGACUGAAUAAAAACCAGACGGCUGACAAUAAAGCUGUGGCUGAGUGGCUAGCAAAGUACUGGGAGACUAGAGAACAGCGUGCUCCUGCUUUGAAAAGUAAAACAAUCCAGAAGACUGAUCAGGAACAGCAGGAUCCAAUGGAAUAUCUUCAGUCUGAUGAAGAAGAUGAUGAAGAGAAAAAUAGUGCUCAUUCUGCUGCUUGCCACCGCCGCCUCCAGGAACAGCGUGAACGAAUGCAUGGCGCUUUGGCUCUAAUUGAGCUUGCAAACCUAGCUGUGGCACCGCUGCGACAGUAGAUACAAAUGGAAUUUGCCUAUACAAAAUUUAUUUCCUGGUGGCACUUAACCAGUUAGAUCCUGGGCAUAAGCUAAGCACCUUAUUUGCUUGUUAUAGGCUGCUAUUCUGUAGAAUUUAUGAAGAAUGUUGUUGCUCCAUAAAUGGGGUAAGAGAAUUGCACUUUUUGUAAGGUUAAAGAUAGUUGUAAAGUUUCUAAGUAUUUUUGUAAAUAGGGGACUGCAUAAUGCAGGGUUAACAAAGGUCAUGUGGGAAGCUAGAUUUUGCAAGGUUAACUCAUUUGAAGCAGUUUUCACAGGAAGCACUUUCUGAACAGUGUUUAUGAUUAGCAGGAUGGUAUGGUACAUGUGGCCAAAGAAGGCUGACAAAAAGAAAAGUAUUUAUCUGAACUAUUUAAGCAAAUUUAUAUUGUGAUAGGUCUGAAGAUACUGUAAGCACCAAUGAAAAAUAUUUUUCUAAUGUCAGUGCAUUUUUUUUUUACCUUAUGUCACUGAGGUAGAAGGCAAAGCUUAGUAAUUAUGACUUGUAGAUGGGAAGAAACUGCUUCAUGCAGAUAAACUGUAGAAUAGUUCACAGUCUUCACUGUGACUGCUCAAGGUAUGAGGCUUGACUUAUUUUACAUUUUCUGAUUUGAUCUCAGCAGAAUCUCUUGGUAGCACUUGUUAUUCCUAACCCAUGAUGUUAGGAACUUUUGCACAUUGUUGGAUUUAUCUGAAAAUGAUUAGUCUUGCAAAGUCUAGACAAAGGUAAAGAAUUGGUGAUAUUUUUUCAGAUGUCUUUGGACCCUGUAAUGAUUUGGCACUUGUUUUUGUUAAUAAGGGGGUAUUUACAGGGUGUUGUGGAUUUGUAGUAAACUAUUCUAGAUCUCUUAUUAGCAAACACUAAAUUUUCAAGUCUUGCUUUUACAUGUUUAUUAGCACAUAGAAGCCCCUGUACUUUUGUGCAUAAAGCCACCUUAUUUGCUUUACUUAAGGAUAACAUGCCAAUUUUGUGUUCACUAACUUUAGUACAGCUAUCAGUUAAACACUGCAGAAAAAUAUUCACUAUACAACUAGAGAAUAGGCUUCCAAAGGUAGUUACAAGUGUGUUAACAGUGUGAUUUCAUAUAUUUCCCAAAUAAAUGAAGUUACAGAACGCUGCUUAGUAAACUCAAGUGCUGAUAUUAAAUGUUUAGUGAACUAUUUUGUUACUUGGUGAAUGUUGUAUACUUGGGAAUACCAUUGUGUCAUGGUAAUCUUUUUCUGUAUUUUGCUUGGUAGACAACAAGAGAAUCAUGAUAUGCUAACAGUAUAUUGUUUUGAAAGUGAACUUUUUUCUUUUUUGCAGUUGAGCUACUGCUUUAGGGGAUAUUAAACAUUUACUGUCCUGCUUGCUCUUAACUCUUCCUUCCCUCUGAAGGUCAGAAAAUUCAGAUGAGAAAGGAAGCCACUUUCCCUCUUGUUUAAAUGAGAGGAAAAUGUUAUCAAGCACUAGAAACAAACUGACUAGAUGCCUACAGAUCUUCCAGUACAGUAGUCUCUUUUAAUAUCAGAGAACUGUGACUGUUGAAUUAUGGUCUUUGUUAAUCUCUUGUGGUAGAAAAUCCUAUUUACCUAGUUUGUUUAUCAUUAUGUGUUGAGUCACUUGACUUUAAAAGUCAUAGGAUAUUUAAAAAAUAAAACAAAACAUAUGGAAUAUAAUUAGUUUUGUACUAGUUAUAUAGUUUAUUUUCUGUUUUCAACUCCUAAACUCAGCUAUCAUCAGGCUCAUUUAAGUCUUUUGAGCUUAAAAAUAUGUAACACUUCAUAGUCAUUCCUGGUGCCUGAGCCUAUGUAAAAUGGGUAACUCAGGAUACUUAUUUAUAAUUCUACAAAUAAUAUGAUAUUCACUGUUCAGUUUGCAAAGAGCCUGAUCCCAAAUGAGCCCUCAGUGUGAAUCUAUUUUUCUGAUUUGUAACUCAGAAUUGCUUCUGAGUAGUAUUUCACAGGACAUCCAAUUGUUGUAAUUGCCGGCCAGUUGCAGAAUGAGGUCAAAACUUCAAUAGAUGACUUUUUUUUCUUCCUGUCAGCUCUAGUGCUUUGGACAACUUGAAGAGUAUUUCUUUCGGUGUGGUAAGUAUGCUGAAUUCUACUUAGAUGUAGACAAAAUUCAGACCUUUCAAGCUGUUUUGUGUUGUGACAAGUUACUGGUAAAAUGUCAAGUUAAAAAAUUGAGAUGUGGAAGACUGCUUUAUAUAUUAAGAAGUGAUUACAUUGAAGAAAUCUUGAAGAUUACUGUUUGGCAUGAUUUAACAACAGAACAGUGAAUGUGUUGUCACUUCAAUACUUGGCUUUGAAUAAAAGUUUGACUAAACUUGAAAAUUGAA
Messenger RNA from Gallus gallus (chicken), 3673 nucleotides. It is a transcript of the gene ZNF367, whose product is annotated as zinc finger protein 367. Lineage: Eukaryota; Metazoa; Chordata; Aves; Galliformes; Phasianidae. Gene Ontology annotation, molecular function: ionotropic glutamate receptor binding. The transcript has 5 exons. The record is from RefSeq and is a predicted model, not a curated record. The coding region runs from base 330 to 1331 and encodes 333 amino acids. Gene Ontology annotation, biological process: homophilic cell-cell adhesion. Gene Ontology annotation, cellular component: cell-cell junction.